CGCGUCACUGGUCGGAAAGGGGAGGCGGGACUCGGACGCGGAGCUGGGGCCUCGGCUGAGCGAGGCCUGGAGACACUCGAGCGGAGCCUGUGCUCCUCCUCCCCCUGCGUUUUUCUGAGGGCCUGCCUUGGCCCCGCGCGUGUCCAUGGAAGGCGGAAACGGCUGCGGGGACCGUCUCCUUGCGAAGGGGUGUAGUCCUCGCCGCCAUGUCCGGGGGCUUCGAGCUGCAGCCGCAGGACGGCGGCCCCCGGGUGGCCCUGGCCCCCGGGGAGACGGUGAUCGGCCGCGGGCCGCUGCUGGGAAUAACAGACAAGAGAGUGUCCAGAAGACAUGCCAUUCUUGAGGUGGUCGGUGGUCAGCUUCGAAUCAAACCGAUACACGCAAAUCCAUGUUUUUAUCAGUCUUCCGAGAAGAGCCAGCUCUUACCAUUGAAGAGAAAUCUAUGGUGCUGGUUGAAUCCUGGAGACAGUUUUUCUUUGCUAGUCGACAAAUACAUAUUCUGUGUUUUCUCUACACACUCUGAAACAGAAAUGGAAUGUACUUUAAGAAAUAGUCAGAUGCUUGAUGAAGAUAAUAUACUGAAUGAAACACCAAAAUCUUUCUCAGUUCACUCGCCUGAUGAGACAACUCGUGCCCCACAACUGGAAAGAAGCACAGAAAUAGCUAAGACCCAAACUACUUCUGCAAAUAGUGAGUGUUUCCUAGGUGAAUGUAGAGACCUCAGUAAGCAACAGUCAAACCCUGCACAGAGGAGAAGAAUCCUUCCAGCAUGGAUGUUAACAGAAAAUCUCAGUGAUCAAAAACUUUCAGCACCAGUCAGCAGCGGGGGUAGGUUUUGUUUUGAAAACAUUAAGCAGAAUUUGGAAGUUUUUCUGAAGAAAUGGAGACAGACUAGUGGUUGUGCAAUGCCAAAGUCAUGUUCUGCAAUCUCGUUAAGUAAUGUAGAGGUGAAUGAUAUGAAGGCUAGUAUACAGAGAAAUGAAAUCCCAAUAGAGGAACUUGGUAAGGUUCCUGAACAUAAAAGUAUUGUGAAAGGAACACAAAGUAAAGAAGGUGAGGAGAUGAGCUGUUCUGAGAGUCACUUGAGUGCCCAGGACAAGUCCUUUCAUGAGGAGUCUCAAGGAUCUCCUCCUGAGUCCAGCUCUGAUCUCUCCAAUCUUGAAACUUUGCAUGCAAAGGCAACUGACUCAGUUGCACAAGGUUCUGAAGAAAACAAGAUCAAGAGGACAUCUUGCAUGUAUGGGGCAAGCUGCUACAGGAAGAAUCCUGUUCAUUUUCAACACUUCAGUCACCCUGGUGAUAGUGAUUAUGGAGGUGUACAAGUCAUGUGUCAAGAUGAGGCUGAUGACCGACCUGAAUGUCCCUAUGGAGCAUCUUGUUAUAGGAAGAAUCCCCAGCACAAGAUAGAAUACAAACAUAGUGCACUUCCAGGUAAGUAAUUUUACUUCAGGAAA
Messenger RNA from Leptonychotes weddellii (Weddell seal), 1454 nucleotides. NCBI's taxonomy places the organism in Eukaryota, Metazoa, Chordata, Mammalia, Carnivora, Phocidae. The record is from RefSeq and is a predicted model, not a curated record.